This is a messenger RNA of Phyllopteryx taeniolatus (common seadragon), 3036 nucleotides long. RefSeq names its product endothelial PAS domain-containing protein 1-like. The record is from RefSeq and is a predicted model, not a curated record. The coding region runs from base 879 to 1982 and encodes 367 amino acids. Gene Ontology annotation, biological process: cellular response to hypoxia; regulation of transcription by RNA polymerase II. The transcript is spliced from 8 exons. Gene Ontology annotation, molecular function: DNA-binding transcription factor activity, RNA polymerase II-specific; RNA polymerase II transcription regulatory region sequence-specific DNA binding; protein dimerization activity. NCBI's taxonomy places the organism in Eukaryota, Metazoa, Chordata, Actinopteri, Syngnathiformes, Syngnathidae.
AAAGAAUAAUAAUCAUCUUUUCUUUUGGAUUAUUUAUGCUACUUGGCUAGGCUUGUACUGAUGGAUUUCUGAAGUUUAGAAAUGCGAUGAAGAAGCUACUGUAAUGAAAGUUUCUUUAAUGUGAGAAAAUUAUUUUGAAAUUCACUUUAGUUUCUUUUUUUAAAUUAUAUGUAAAAAAAAUCUGUGAAAGGCACGCAUCUCUAUUUUUGGUCUUAAUCUUCAAAAAAAAAAUUCUCAAUGUUUUCUAAUUAAAUUUAUUUUAUUGUUUUAUUUUUAUUUCUGUUUUUAUUUUUGUUGUUGUUGCUGUCGAAAGGAGAAAAAUGUACUUACACCCAAAUGUUAUUUUCUUCUUUGUCUUUAUUAGCAAAAACAAAACUUUUCUCCAAAUAGAUGUAUUCUUUUUAACUUUUAAAAAUGAAUUACAUUUUUUUUUUCUCGAAAGUAGAUUCUCUUUGAAAAAAUUCACUCCAAAGUUCAUCUGUUAAAACCCAUAAAGACGGGUGCAGUUUGCAGUUUAAGUUUCUAUUCAGUUGAUUAUUUCAAACUCAAGGUUCAUAAAAUAUGCGCAGUUCAAAUUAAGACAAAUCAAAUCUAUUUUUACAGUGCAAAAUACCUCUUCAAGAACUAUACAACAACCGACGGCAGUGUAAAUGAGGAUGUAAAAUAAUAUGAUGUAAAAAAACACAUUGACUAGAUUCCAGUCAGCCUAAGAAAACAAAUGCUUUCAUGUAAAAUUUCGCCAAGGGUAAAACAAAAUACAAACAUUCAUCUUGAUCAGUUCAGAAACGGGGGGUGUACAGACUUUUGAUAUCCACUUUAUGCGACACAGGGCCCUCUCUUCUCGUACUUGUGGCCGUACCUAAUGUUGUGUCUGUCUAAUGUAUACCCGGUCACGACGUGACACGUCACCGUUGCUCCCCGGCAGGGCGAUCAGCCGCGAGGCCGCCAGGAAGAGGCGGCGAGUGGAGUCGGACGUGUUUGCGGAUUUAGUGCGCCUGCUGCCCCUCCGAGCCUCCGUCAGGGCUCACCUUGACAAGCCCACCGUUAUCCGCCUGGCUCUCUGCUACAUCCGACUUAAAACACUGCUCAAAGACGCGAUGUACGCGUCAAAGUUUUUCAUGAGGGGAGCCGACCUCCAUCAGAAUUUGAAGGACGAGAUGGAGGCCGUGGACGAGACCGAUGUCUACCUGAGGGUCCUGGAGGGAUUUGUCAUGGUGCUCUCCUCCGAGGGGGACAUGAUGUUCCUUUCCGACAACGUCGGCCGCUACCUGGGCCUCACGCAGACAGAGCUAAUGGGCCACAAUGUUUUUGAGUUUACGCACCCCUGUGACCACGAAGAAAUCAGAAGUAACCUCCGCCUUUCUGCAGAAGAGUUUUGGAGCGACGCAAAACGUGACUUUGUGGUGAGGAUUAAAAGCACGCUAACCCUCACAGGACGAAGCACCAACCUCAAGUCGGCCACGUGGAAGGUGUUGCAGUGCCAGGGCCGAACGAUGACUCGCGCUGACCCCUUCCUGGCCUCCUGCCUGCUGCUCAUUUGUCGUCCUCUGCCCGUGUCUCACACGCUCCUCUGCUCUCGCACCUUCAGCAGCCAGCACAGCAUGGACAUGAGGUUCAUGCACUGCGACCACAGAGUGACGUCAAUUUUAGGGUACACGCCCCACGAGCUGGUGGGUCGCUCCAUCUACGAGCUUUGUCACACGCUGGACACAGUCUGUUUGAGCAAAUAUCACAUCAACUUGUACACCAAGAGCCAGUCGGUGAGCGGUCGCUACAGGAUGCUGGUGAGGGGCGGCGGGUACGUGUGGGCGGAGAGCCACAGCGCCGUGGUACCAGGGCCCCGAGCGCCCAAGUCGAGAGCCGGGGCCCUGCGGCCCCUCUUGAUCUUCUGCGUCACCUACGUGCUGAGCAGCGUGGAGGAGCCCUUCCUGCAACUCUCCCUGGAACAAAAUAUACAGCAUCGCUACGUGAGCUGCAGCUAAGGAAGUGACGCAGACCUUAAAACGGUCCGUUUCCCAGCGGAGUCCGUCAUUGCUGAUGCGGCAUUUCGACACGAAGUGCAACUGAAGAAAUGAUGCUCGCUGAAACGACGGAGCCCUUAAAACGGUCCGUUUCUCUACGCAGUCCGUCAUUGCGGUUUGCGGUCAUUUCAAUGCGCGGAGCAACUGAAGAACCGAUGCGCUCCCGAGACAAACCGGCCCUUAAAACGGUCCGUUUCUCUAUGGAGUCCGUCAUUGCAUUCUGCAGGCAUUGCAAUGUGGCGAUUUGCAGCAGGAUACUUUUUUAUUUGUUUCAUUUUGUUUAGGAAAUUCAGCAGUAGGCAUGUCUAUCGUUUUGGCUUGAAGCAGUCGUUUUAGGGUCAUUUUUGUGUUUACUUAGCAACAUGUCGUUUGGUACCUAUAGCUAUCAUAAGUACACCCACAAAAAUGUCUCAAGAACCCCUGCCGUAAAACAAAGAGCAGGUCCGCCAUUUUAGUUUGAAAUGUACAUUUUAGGCUCCGUUUGGCCAUUUGCAGGCCUCCUUUUUAUCAGCCGUGUAAAACUAAAAGCCCAAAACGAUUGUCGACGGUUUUGAUUGUGGUCGUCGGACCGCUACGGGCGAGAGUGACGAAAGUGACCCCUUUGACUUGUUCCUGACCUCGCGCUUUACUUCCUUUGGGGUUUCCUUCUGGGUCACCUGACACGUGGGGUGACAGCGAAGGCGUCAGACAUUGGCUACACGCACACGGGUGCGUGCGCACACACACACGUGCAGCGUGCGUAAGGUGUGUCGAUGGGGAGAUGUGAGCAGACGCGAGGCGAAGCCGCAACUUCCUGAAGAGAGACGCUCGGUAGGAGAGUUCUCGUGGGAACCUUUUCAACUUUUUACCUCUUGGCCCUCACACACACACACACACACACACGCACGCACAGUUUCGAUUCAACUGAUUUUACAACGACGACUAGAAGAAGACGUUCUCGGGUUCAGGAUGUGUGGUUUAAAUGCAGCUGAAUUGUAUUUCAUUUCAUUUUCUAAUAAAAAAAUCUUCAUCCAUA